Messenger RNA from Misgurnus anguillicaudatus (oriental weatherfish), 3449 nucleotides. NCBI's taxonomy places the organism in Eukaryota, Metazoa, Chordata, Actinopteri, Cypriniformes, Cobitidae. The record is from RefSeq and is a predicted model, not a curated record.
CACUUAGCGCCUCGUAGAGGAACGAACUUCAUGUCUCACAAAAAGGCGAGUAACGUUUGUUUUUCACGCCGUUUGUAGUGUGGAUCAUCUCAGAAAUGAUCGCCAGGCGGCUCCCAGCCCGAGGAGAGUCCCGGAGAACCGGGCGAGCCGCUGACAGAGCACAGUCAAUCCGCAGCUCUUUCCUCUUCAGACAGCCACGAUCCGCUUCAUAACUGGAUCAUAAACCUCUGUACUGCUGGAAACCACGCGCUUGUGUUUACGAUUUAAGUGCUGUAUCUCUCCAUUCUUAGAUCCGGUCUGUGACGACAGACAGAUACACAGACAGAGGGUGGGAAAAGUAAAAAAAAAAGUGAGAAAGAAGUACGAAGAAGAACUCAUCUUGCUUCUUCUCGAAAAGAUCGCACAGAUGAAGUGAGAUAGAGAGAAGGUUUGAGACCUUAAGGGAGCAAUGUGACGGCUGGAUUUUAUCUGCAGCUCGCCGGCUACGAUGGACCUCAAAACCAGACAUUGAAUCUCUUCUUCUCAAGACACAAUGGUCAUUGUUUUCUUUCUAGUAGCAUCUGCAACACAACUCGCAAACAAUUCAACAGAGGCUGAUGGCAAUGCGAACCAGGGGCUGCCGACCUCACAGGUCCUGCACUUACUACUGGGGCUCUGCGUCUUGCUUCUCAUUCUGGGCCCGCUGACCUGGUUUUGUCUCAGGUUGAAAAACCAGAGGAAGGCUGACAUCACAGCCAUUGACAAGAAAAUACCAAAUGGGAUUCUGGAAGAACAAGAACAACAGACCGUGGUCUUACUGCCUAGAUCUCCGUCCUCCUCCAAAACAUAUUUCCCCAUCCCCGUAGACAACUUGGAAGAUGAGUAUCGGAUACGCUCUGCCGAUGAUGGAAAACUCUUCCGGGAAGAGUACACUUCAUUACCCGGAGGCUCAACACAAGGAACAUGUGAAGAGGCAAAUAAAGAGGAAAACAAGGAGAAAAACAGAUAUCCAAACAUCUUGCCAUAUGAUCAUUCCCGAGUGAUUCUAACAACCAUCGAUGGAGUUUCAUGUUCAGAUUAUGUCAAUGCGUCAUACAUUGAUGGUUAUAAAGAUAAAAAUAAAUUUAUCGCAGCACAAGGGCCAAAACAGGACACUGUUGCAGAUUUCUGGAGAAUGAUAUGGGAACAGAAAUCAGCCACUAUUGUCAUGCUAACGAAUCUGAAAGAAAGAAAAGAGGAUAAGUGUUAUCAGUAUUGGCCCGAUCAGGGAUGCUGGACAUACGGUAAUAUCCGUGUUGCCGUGGAGGACUUCACUGUACUGGUGGACUACACGAUACGCAAAUUCUGCGUGCAGUAUCAAGGCGCAGAUGGAUCCAAGACGCCCCGUCUGGUCACGCAGCUACACUUCACCAGCUGGCCAGACUUCGGCGUGCCGUUCUCUCCCAUCGGCAUGCUCAAGUUCCUGAAGAAGGUGAAGCAGGUGAACCCCUCAUUGGUUGGACCUAUCGUGGUGCACUGCAGUGCUGGUGUGGGCAGAACAGGAACGUUUAUCGUCAUUGAUGCGAUGAUUGACAUGAUAAACACUGAACAGAAGGUGGACGUGUUUGGUUUCGUGUCAAAAAUACGAGAGCAGAGAUCACAGCUUGUUCAGACAGACUUACAGUACUCAUUCAUCUAUCAAGCUCUUCUGGAGUAUUUUCUGUACGGAGACACAGAGCUCGACGUGUCGUCUCUGGAGGGUCACCUGCAAAAACUUCACAACACCUUUGCCCCCCUUGACCGCGUGGGCCUGGAGGAGGAGUUUAAGAAACUUACGAACAUGCGUAUCCUGAAAGAAAACAUGAGGACGGGAAAUCUACCUGCCAACAUGAAGAAAAACAGAGUCCUUCAGAUUAUUCCAUAUGAUUUUAACAGAGUCAUCUUGUCGAUGAAAAGAGGUCAGGAAUUUACAGAUUAUAUCAACGCAUCUUUCAUUGAUGGGUACAGACAGAAGGACUAUUUCAUCGCCACGCAGGGUCCUCUGGCACACACGGUGGAUGAUUUCUGGAGGAUGGUUUGGGAAUGGAAGUGUCACUCGAUCGUAAUGCUAACAGAAUUACAGGAGAGAGAUCAGGACAAGUGUUUUCAGUACUGGCCCAGUGAGGAUUCGGUGACGUACGGUGAUUUCACAGUGGAGAUGAAAGGAGACGUAUUGUGCGACACGUUCAGUCUUAAAGAUCUGCUGCUUACAUACGGCCCUGACAAACAGACGCGUUUAGUUCGACACUUUCAUUUCCACGCCUGGCCGGAGAUCGGAAUACCAGCCGAAGGUAAAGGAAUGAUUGACAUCAUCGCAUCCGUUCAGAAACAACAGCAGCAGUCGGGCAACCAUCCCAUAAUCGUACACUGCAGUGCUGGAGCAGGUCGGACCGGUACAUUUAUCGCUCUCAGUAAUAUUCUGGAGCGUGUGAAAGCAGAAGGUUUGCUGGACGUGUUUCAGACCGUGAAGAGUUUACGAAUGCAGCGGCCACAUAUGGUGCAGACAGUGGAGCAGUAUGACUUCUGCUACAGAGUGGUACAGGACUUUGUCGACAUUUUCUCAGACUAUGCCAAUUUUAAAUAAUCUAAUCUGCCUUAAACGUUUGAGUUGUUGAAUGCUUUUAUACACGCCGGUCGUUCAGGAUUUUCCACUGCGAUUGGAAGAUAAUUCUGCUCUAUUUUACUAUGCACUUCUCAAUGUUACUAAAAGACCAUAUCUAUCUGUAAUAUAAUAUACUAAGGCUACUAAAGUUUUAAAAACUGUAAAUUGUCUUUAUAACACAUUUAAACAGUUUAUUUUGGUCUCGGAUUGUUUUAUUAUGACAGAUCAUUCCAAUUUCUGCUAUUAUUAUUGUAAAAUAGUGUUUGUUUUUGUUUGUUUGUCUGUUUGUUUAACUAAUUAUUUUAAAUUUUUAAACUAGUCGUUGUAGAAUUUGUAAAGCAGUAGCUGUAAUGUAUUUAUGCGCUCUUGUAGACAGGACAACCUGCGAGAUCAGACAUUUUUUGUGAAUGUUUCAUGAGAUUUUAUUUAUUCAGAGUUAUUGCCUCGCAUUAUAUGAACGAUAUCAUUGUGUCGAAGCAUUGUUUUUAAUCCCUGUCUUUAACAUUGUCUUCAUCAGCCAUAGCAAAUGUGAAUAUUGUUGACAAAGCAGCAAACAUUCCCAUUCGACAAAGGGGCUACUGUAUGUGAGAUUAUUAUUAUUAUUACAAUAUGGCUAAUGAAUUGUUCUCAAGAAAGGCACAAAUGUAAGCAAAAUAUUACAUUUAUAAGAUGAUUUAGCACACAAUAGACAGAUGGAGGAGUGUAUGAGUGUUAGGACCAUUGACCUCCCUGAGAUUUAUCCUGAGAAAAGCUGCAAAGGUUUUUAAAGCACACACAAACACACGACUGAUGUUGCCUUGCACAGGGCCAAUGAUUCCCAAUAAAUGAGCAAAUGCGUUAUAAAACUUUA